This is a messenger RNA of Hydra vulgaris (swiftwater hydra), 2727 nucleotides long. The record is from RefSeq and is a predicted model, not a curated record. Lineage: Eukaryota; Metazoa; Cnidaria; Hydrozoa; Anthoathecata; Hydridae.
AUUUUUUUAACAAAUAGAAAUUUGAUUGAACUCUUGUUUAACAUUUUAAAAUGGUUUCUAAAAACAUUGCUGAAAAUUUUUUAAAGUCGACUCAAAAAUUAGCAUUCGACGUAAAAAAUUAUUUUCUUGGUAAAUCAAAUGAGGAAAAUUAUGAAACGAUGUCGUUAAAUAGCUUACGAAAGAAGUCUAUUCUUAAAAGUAGUGUUAAGGUAAAUACUCCAAAUAUAAUAGUAGACUUUGAAAAAACGAACGAAAAAACACCUAUUGACAGUUCAAGGAACCUAAUAGUAGAUCCAGAUAACUUGUUUCGGAAAGGACCUAUACCAAUUGAAAAGCUGAGCUUUAAAGAUCAAACUCAUCUUUCAUUAAAAGCAUGUUUAAAAGAAAUGAAUGACAAUGAAAAAAGUUUGUCUAGUGUAAGAGAAGCAUCAGAUCCAGCAAGCGAAAUGCUGCUUCAUUAUUUUGCAAGAUUGGGGAAUGGAGCAGAUGAUGAGGACACUGUAAAUUUGCAAUUUGUCAAAGCACUGUUAGACGAAGGAGCCAGCCUUAACUUUACAGAUUGUUACGGUCAAAGUGUUUUUUUUGCUAUAGUUCGAGACUGGCAUGUUAAUGUAGCGAGUUUUGCAAUCGAAAGAAGAGCUGAUGUUAAUCACAAGGACAAAUACGGUCGAACUCCACUUCAUCUUGCAGCAGCUAUAGAUUACUCUGCAAUGAUAGAGGUUCUUAUCAAAAAUGGAGCUUUAAUUGAUGCUGUAACCACUGGUGAAGAACAAUCAGCAUUGCAUUAUGCUGCACGGUAUAAUGCUAUACAUUCAAUAGAGGUUCUUAUUAGUCAUGGCGCCAAACUAGAUAGUGUUGAUUUUUUAUUGAGAACACCUCUUCAUGUAGCUGUAGAGUUUGGUAGUCAUAAAGCUGUAAAAUAUUUUUUGGAAAUAGGAGUCCCGGUUGGUACAUAUGAUAGUUAUGGGAAUUCAGCAGUUGGUUUAAUGGUAGAGAAAUUGCCAUCCUGUACAUAUGAAGCUAUGAAUCAGUUUAUUGUAAAUAAUAAUUCAACACGAAAAAUCUAUUAUUACCUUGAUUGUCUGCAAUUCGAUGUAAAAUUUGCUACAAAAGUAUCUAAAUCUGUUCUUCAGAUGGUUGUUAUGCACAAUAGAAUUGACCUAAUAAUGCAUCCUGUUUUACAAAAGUUGUUAAAUGUGAAUUGGAAUUUGUUUGGCAGACGCCAUGCAGUCAUUAGUAAUUUUUGGAAUGUUUUAUAUACAAUGCUGGCAACAAUUUUAGUCUAUUCAAUACCAUUUACUUCAUAUGAUCAACAAUAUUCUCCACCAAAGGCAAAAGCAUGGAAGAUUGUUAUUGCUUGUGUAUUUUUUGUUUUAACUUUUUACUUUUUGAUCAAGCAAUUAUGGUCAGUUGUUCAAAAUACAAAAUGUAUCAAUGACUACAAAAACUACAAAACUACAAGGCUCAAAAAGCAGAAGCAAUAUUUUCAUCCUGCAUGGUUUGAAGAGCAGCAGUUCUUUGAAGAAGAGUAUAAGAGAAUUAGCCAUCUUUCAGCAAAUAUAUGGAAUGAUCUUUGGAAUAUUUUUGAGUUUAUGCUUGUUGUGGUUGUCUUGUUAACAUAUAUUUUGCAUAUUAUAAAUAUAAUUAAACCAAAUAUGAGACUUUUUAGAGCUGCUAACUAUGUAUCUUGCAUAAUGCUUUUGUUUGUUUACUUUCGACUAUACAAAACUUUGAGAAUUUUUUCAAUAUUUUCAGUUUUCACAGUUCUCUUAGGACAUGUUCUCGAGGAACUGAUUCGUAUUCUAUUGCUCUUCUUAGACUUUUAUGUUCCCUAUUUGUUUAUAAUUUUUAUGCUUUUCGGAGGAAAGAAUGGCUACAAACAAGAAGGAGAAUUAAAUGAUAGUGGCUUAAAAAACUUUGAUGAUGUGGCUUACAAUAUGUGGUUGAUAAUAUUUGGGAAAUCAUAUCCUCAUAAAUCGCUUGAAGAAACCAACAUAUAUGUUUCUCAGGUUGCAUUUGGUCUAUAUUUUAUACUGAUGACUGUUUUUUUUAUAUACAUAUAUAUUGGACGAUUAAAUCAGGUAUUCUGCAACAUACAUCAACAAACCCUUGCUACUUCUAAUAUGAUGUUUGCAUCUAUUAUGGUCAAUGAAGAGAAUAGUUUAAAGUUAAAAGACAAAAUGAAGCAAAAGAAAUUUUUGCGCCAUUUUUGUGGUCCUAUGGAAGUCAAUUAUGAGAGCACUUCUAGACAAGUAAAUGAAGAAAAUCAAAGUUCUAAAAUUCACAUUGAUCAUAUUGUGACGAGUGUAGACAAUAUUUCGGCGUUUCUCUCAAAGAGCAAUCUGAAAAAGAAAAAGAAAAAUACCAUUAAUUUAGAAAACUUUUCAAUUUUCAACACAGAAGUGCAAAAGCUAACCCAACGCCAACAGGAAAUGGAACACGAGUUUAGUGAAUUAAAAAAACGUGUUGCAACUGAGCAGCAAAAAAGUUUAGAUUCCAUUAAAGAAGCUGUAGACGCACAUUUAAACGAAGCUGCAGCAAAUAAAAGAAAGUUGGAAAAAGAAAGUUAGUAGUAAAAAUAAUCGGAUAUAAAAUCGCAAAUUAAAUUAGAACGUUUAAUGAAAACUCUUUAUCCAGGGAUAACUCUAAAAUCAUUCAAAAUUGUUUUAUGAGAGAAAUAAUAUUACAUUAGUUAUUUGUGUCAUAAAAUAAACUUAGUCGAUGUUA